AUGGCAACUCCUUUUGUCAGAGAAUCAAAGCGACACCAGUCACGAUUAGAAUUGGUUGAUCUUGCUUAUAUACGUGGUUUACUAAAGGAGCAUGGAUAUUCUGGUGUUGAUUAUUAUGAUCUUGGUCUUUGCUUGGGACUACUCCCUAGUACACUUGAUAAGAUUGAACAAGAAGAACCUCUCAAAGAUGUUAGGAGAUGUCUAACACACUGCUUGGCAGCAUGGUUGGAAAAAGCCAAUGAUGUAAACAGUGAUGACGUUCCAACUUAUGAUAGAUUAAUACAAGCAUUGAGGAAAAUUGGACAGAAUUCUGUAGCUGAUGGGAUUGAAAGAGAAAUAGGAGCUAAAGUAUCAUUUGAAAGUUCACCCUAUAAUUCACCUACUAAAAGAGACACAGUCCAAUCCACUGUAUUAGAUGUGACUCAUCUUGUUGAUGUACUUGAUUUACUAAUAAAACAUGGAUAUUCUGAUGUCAAUUAUUAUGAUCUUGGUCUUUAUCUGGGUCUGUAUGCUCCUACACUUACUGAUAUUAAGCAUUAUAACAAAGGAUAUGCUCGUAGCUGUCUAAGACAUUGUUUGAAGGCAUGGUUGGAACGAAGAGAUAAUGUCAUGAGUUCAACUUAUGAUACAUUGAUACAAGCAUUGAGGAAGAUGGGAGAGAAUGAUGUAGCUGAUGGGAUUGAAAGAGAAAUACAAGCUGAAGUAUCAUUUGAAAGUCCACCCUCCAGUCCACCUACUAAGAGAGACACAGUGCAACUCACUUUAUCAAAUAGUGACGAGGUAUUUAGUUUACUAGAGAGGCAUGGAUAUUCUGGUAUCAAUUAUUAUGAUCUUGGUCUUUAUCUGGGUCUGUAUGCUUUUAGACUUGAUACUAUUGAGAUAGAGUAUGAAAGAGAUGAUCGUAGCUGUCUAAACGAGUGUUUGAAGGCAUGGUUGGAACAAGAAGAUAAUGUAAUGAGUAAAGGUGGUCCAACUUAUGACACAUUAAUACAAGCAUUGAGGGAGAUUGGAGAGAAUGAUGUAGCUGAUCGGAUUGAGGGAAAGGAACAAAUACCCAGUGCCCCUUCAGCUUCAAAGGUACAGCCUAAUUACAGCAGCAAUACUAGUAUUCCUACUGAAGACACUUCAGCUACUGAUAGAAUACAAGAAAUUCAGAAUCCACUCAUUGAAAGAAAAAUUGAAAAAUGGCUGGAAGAAGGUGAAGUUGAGCUAAAAAUCACUCGUAUCAAUAUGCAUGGUGCACCUGGAGCUGGUAAAACAUGUUCAUUACACCUCCUACUUAAUGAGCCACCACCUGAGAAACUUACCAAUAGUACACCAAUAGCUUGUCGCGCUGUUAAAGCAACAAGAAUAUCAAUUGAUGAUAAAAAUAAGAAAUGGGAGAGGGUUGAUAUUGAAGAUUUACUUAAUCAGCUAGCAUCUGCAGAAGUGGACAAAGCACCAAAGCCUGAAGAUGAUGUACCUGCUCAUUCAGAUGAACCAUCACUGGAAGAACCACCUAAAACUGAACUAACCGAGAAUCAAUCACCUGAGAAUGAAACAAUCAAGAUUGAACCAAUCAAUCCAAUGGAGAAUGUACGAAGUGAAAGUAAACCAAUCAAAAAUAAACAAGCAGAGAAUAAAACAACAGAGAUGAAAUCAACCAAACAGAAUCCAGCUAAGAAUAAACCAACCAAAAUGGAAUUAGUUAAAAAAAUGUUACAAGCUUUUAAAGAAGGAAAGUCUAAAAAGUUUAGCACAAAUUGGGUUUAUUUUAUUGAUUCUGGUGGUCAACCAGCAUAUCGAGAGUUGUUACCUCUUUUUACAAGAGCAGCUGCACUGAAUAUCAUCACCAUUGAUCUUACCAAAGAUCUUGAUGAGAAGUGCAUGUUUCAAUAUCGUAUUAGUCAGCAUGCAUCUCCUAUUAAUAUGAAUUUGAGGUAUUCCAAUUGUGGUAUAAUUCGAUCAACAAUUAGCUCGGAAGCUAUGUUGAACUUUGUCAAGUUUCCUUAUGUCACUAAGUCUGAAAUGCCUGACCACCCUCAUUACCUCAUACUUGGUACACGUAAAGAGUUGGUAACCGAGGAAAAGCUUAAAAAAAUGAAUGAAAGUCUGAUAGAAUAUAAAGCUAAUAAAAAGGUCAUUCCCCAUAAUAAGCGUCAAGGCUCAAUUAUAUUUCCAGUUAAUACAUUGCUCCCUGCUGGGUCUAAUGAAAGAGAAAAAGCUAGUGUAGAGCUUUGCAAUACAAUUUCAGCUUUUGGAGUGGCCAUGACCAUUAAAUUGCCAAUUCGACUGUUUACUUUUGAGAUAGCACUACAGUUAGAAGCUGAGAAGAAGAAACGAAGUUUUCUUACAAAAGGAGAAGUAACUGAGAUUGGUAAGUCUCUCCAACUUGAUAAAGAGUCAGAUAUCAAUGAAGCUCUUCAAUAUUUACACAAUGUCACUAUCAUUCUCUACUAUCAUGAUGUUGAUAUCCUAAAGGAUUUGAUAUUUGUUGAUCCUAAACCAAUCCUUGAUGUCCUUUCGCAUCUAAUAGCUGUUACAUACGUUCACCACACUGAAUUACAGAUGAUCGCUGAUCCAUCUCCUUCAAUAGAUGAAAGAAAUAAUCUUAUUGAUUUCGGCCUUUUUAAGGAAGAUUUUCUUAAAAUUAUUGGUAAAAAAUUCUUUAAUAAAGACUUUAACUCAUUUCACAUAAUCACUCUUCUAAGACACCUCCACAUCAUUGCUGAAGUAGGAGAAGAAGGAGACUAUUUUUUUCCAUGUGCAUUGCCAUCUUACGAUAAGCUCAAUCCUGCCCCAACAAAAGUACAACCACUUCUCAUAGCAUGGGAGAUUAAGAACAGUGGGACAAAAACUCUAGCCAUCCCUCAAGGAUUAUUUCCUUUAACCAUUGUACACCUUUUAGAGAAAAAAGAUAGUGUAGAAUUUACUCCAGAUCCAGCAGGCAACGAAUACUACAGAUAUAAUGAUGCCAUGUCACUUUGUGUUUACAUAGAAAAGGAAGAGUACACCAUUGAUAUCAUCAAUUGCUAUACACAUAUUGAAAUACAUUUAGAUGAGUCCAGCAAGGAAUUUUGUCCACAAAUUCGAGACUUAGUUACAGAUGCUAUCAAAAGAAGCAGUGACAAUCUCAAAGUUGAUAAAAGCCAUAUCUUUGCAUUCAAGUGCCUUCAAAAUAAACAAUGUUACUGCAUUGUCAAAGAAGAUUUGUCUUCUACUAAAUGUACUCAAUGUCGAUCACACUGUAAAGUGCUGCAAGGUGAUGAUGAUAGCUACAGGUGCUGGUUUAGUGAUUGUCAAUCAUUCAGUCCAG
Amphimedon queenslandica is the source of this 3295-nucleotide messenger RNA. RefSeq lists its product as uncharacterized. Gene Ontology annotation, biological process: signal transduction. The transcript is spliced from 8 exons. NCBI's taxonomy places the organism in Eukaryota, Metazoa, Porifera, Demospongiae, Haplosclerida, Niphatidae. Gene Ontology annotation, molecular function: protein binding. The record is from RefSeq and is a predicted model, not a curated record. The annotation marks the transcript as partial.